CUUACCGGAAGUGAAUGGACAUACAAUUAAUGAAAAUUGAUAACUAACAACAUGCGGAAAUCGUCGGGCUUAUGCAGUUUCACGUCAUCGUGGACAUGCGAUCAUGAUCCAAGCUUUAUUUCAAGCUAUACCGUCUGCACAGAAAAUAAUCAAUGGAAACCUCAAGACUGUGAUACCUCGAACAAACUUGCUGGCCUGACCCCACUGACAUUUAGACAAGAACCCAGCAGCCAAACUCACUUAGAGAUCAACUGCUCCUGUAUGCCAAACCUUAACUUCACAAUCAUCGGAGUGGAAAUCAUCAGUGAAGCUCGCACAUUCGAGUGUUAUUCGUCCAGGGAUGGGUACCUCAAGAGCUGCAAAGGGAGAGAACUGAAGGGCGAAGAGAGGGCAACUAGUGCAGGGGCAGCUACUCUGUAUGCAGCCUGUGUAAAAUUUGAUGACCCUGUCUCGGAUGUUCAAAUAAAGUUCAUGGGCACACUCUCUCAGUCAGAAGUCAAGUGUUACAGACUGGAAUUUAAGGUUGUGCAGAGCUUAAACAGCAAUGUGUCUAAAAAUAGCGAAGGUCAAGUUGACAUGUUAAAGGUCAGAGGUUUUCUACACAGCAUGGGGGACCACGUGUCACCGCAAGCCCUGCAUCUCAUGCAGUCAGUAGAGCAGUUUCAGUCGACUCAGAUGUCCAGUAUCGGUCAGUUAUCCAGUAUUCUUGGUGCCUCCAAUCCAACCUCCUCUAGUCAAGAUGGCGCCUCAGUAUUGAGCUCCCUCCUCUCCAUGGUAACAGCUAGGUCACUUGACAUGGGUCCAGCCAAUCAGAGCAGAGAUAGCCUUGGAACGGACCAAUCACAAUCAUCAACACAUCCAUCACCUCAAACUCAGAGUUUUAAGGCAUCUCCUCUAGCAGCUAUGCUGCAAAAGGUCAAGGACACACAAGGUGAAGGUCACAGUAGUGGUGACCUUGACAUGUACAGCAUGCUGCAGGGUAUUUGUAGCAAGGUCAGUGCAAUGCGUGUCACUCAGAAUCAAGACUCAACGACUCCAGAAGAACAACAGAACAGAGCUGAUGGAGAUCUGGAGGGAGAUGUUGAUGCACUUAAUUCUGAAGAAAAGGCUGAAAGCAAGAAGCGGGAUAUGACUUCUAACAUGGAACAAACUGUGUCUAGAAUAGUGAGCGAAAGUGAAGACAGACUAAAGAAAUAUGUGGACACCAGACUGGCAGAAUUCGAAACAAGACUGUGUGCACGAUUUGAAGCAAUGCUCAUGAGUUUUACAGCAAAUAUUGCCAACAAAAUGUAGUUUGUGGUAUUCUUGAUAGUAAAACGGAAAUAUGAUAUCAUGCAACAACAGCAAUAUUAAAUGUGUGUGCAAUAUCUUCUUUAUUCUAUCUUCUAUAGCUAAGAUGGCUGCAGACUUGUAGCUAGGAACGUGUCCAUAGGACAAGGAUACCAAAAUAUUCUGUUUUUGUCUGAAAACUCCACGUAUAUCAGAAAAAAACUGAACCAAAUGUGAAAGUGCGCAAAUUUACAGGCCUGUUAAUAUCUUGAAGUGUCUGUCCUAUAGCUGAAAAUGAGUUGCUCGUGAUAAUGAAGUUUAAAUGGACAAAAACUCCAGCUGUGUAGAAAUCGUCCAAAACAAAAUAUGGAGGUGUGUUGCUUCAAGCAACAAGCUUGUUAAUGUUUGUUAAGUUUCAGCCCUAUUGCAACAAUACUGGUACUUUUUUAUGCUCCCCCCAAAUUUAUUUGGGGGGGAGCAUAUAGUCGCCGCUUCGUCUGUCCGUGCGUGUGUGUCCGUCCGUCCGUUCGUGCACAAUUUUUGUCCGGGCUAUUUCUCAGCAACUAAUGACCGGAAUUCAAUGAAACUUUAUGGGAAGCUUCACUACCAAGAGGAGAUGUGCAUAUUAUCAGCGGGUUCUGGUCGGAUGAUUUUUCACAGAGUUAUAGCCCUUUGAAAUUUUCUAUAAAAAAAUUAUUGUCCCCCCAAAUACUGUGCCCUCAAGGCAUUUCCUUUUAUCUGAAUAUAUAGUGCAAUAUUGUGACAAAAAAAAACUUUGGGGAGCAUCACCCGUCUCCGACGGUUUCUUGUUUGGUAAUGUCAAAAUUAGAAUAUUUGUUAAAUAAAAAAAACUUGUUUGUGUACAAAAUAUCGAAAUCAAAAUGUGGAUGUUGGCAAGUUCACAUGCUGGUAAAUGUUUAUUAAUUUCAAGCCCUAUAGUAUUAAUUAUGCAUGACACAAUAUAAUAAAUGGAAUUUUUUGCUAAAGAA
Messenger RNA from Dreissena polymorpha, 2258 nucleotides. RefSeq lists its product as uncharacterized. Lineage: Eukaryota; Metazoa; Mollusca; Bivalvia; Myida; Dreissenidae. The record is from RefSeq and is a predicted model, not a curated record. The coding region runs from base 52 to 1293 and encodes 413 amino acids. The transcript has 6 exons.